UCUCACUCUCCAUCUCUCUCUCUCUGUCCUACCCACCCUCCCCUCCUCCCUCUCUCUCUCUCUCUCGGCUGUCCUUGACGGUGCUCUGUGGCAGAGCAGAGCACUGUAGUGCUGGGUUGUGCAGGAGGAAGCAAGCAGCCUGUUUUUGCCCAGUGGAUACAUACUGUUCUGUCUCUUUCAACGCUGCUGCCGUUACCCGGGAUACGCAGUUGGCCUGCCGUGCUGCCAGGGGAGACGAGGGCCGAUGCCAGUCUGCCAUGUCGACUGAGUGCCAACCUAAAGGGAACGCGUUUUAAAGUGCCCAUUGCGCCAUGUCUGCCACACAGCUGGAGGAGACAGAAAAUGUUUUUGACCUAAACGAGGCCAUCCCAGAGACAGAGCUGCUGGACAACAGCAUACAGAAGGGGCGUGCCCAGCUGUCCGUCAAAGCCAGGAGGCACCGCCCCUCUCGCUCUCGCUUCCGAGACAGCGUCAGUUCCACAGAGGGAGAUGACAGUCUGGAGAGGAAGUGUCUGGACAGCCCUCUGCACUCCGUCCGUUCCCCCCUCCACGCCACCCUGCGAGGAGGCUCCUCCCCUUCGCCUGAUUCGCUCCUCUCCUCGUCCUCCCCUUGUCCCACCUUACGGAGCCCCGUCUUCUCCUUCGACUCCUCCUCCUUACGGCGCUCCCCGGAGGAGGGUGGGACCGGGUCGCCAGCCCCUCGGGGGCGGUACCGCCAGCUGACCAAUGCCACGUCUCAGGAGGCCCUGGUGACCACGCCCAACAGCUCUCCCUCCAAGUCGUGUCCCAGUUCGGACUGCUCGCCUGUUUACAUUCGACGGGCACGACGCCCAGACAGUGAGGUGUUAGUUUCAGAUGACAGUCGAGACACCAGCCCGGCCGACCCCGGCAACAACAGCCUUAUCUUCGACAAGAAGACCAAGAGGAGGUUCUUGGACCUGGGGGUCACAUUGAGACGCUCCUAUGUGAGAGUCAGAAAAGACAAGUCAAACAGACUGUCAAUGGGAAGCCGAGAGCCAUCUGAGAGCCCGUCCAGGUCCUCUGGCUCGUUCGUGCCUUUCUCCUGGUUCACUGACAGCGCCAGGGGCUCCGUGUCGUCCGGGGCAACCCCGCCCUGCUCCCCCAAACUGGUCUCACAGGACUGCAGCCCCCGCAAGUCCAACUCCCAGGAGUCUGCCCUGAGUGAUGAGUUCUCUCCGCCCCCCUGUAGUCCUCCCCACGCCUCCAGUGGGACCACAGCCGACUCAUCCUCCCGCUCCUCACAACGCUACCAGACCCUCUCCCAGUCCUCAGACGAGCCUGUAGACGAGCCGCUGUGCCUGGUUUCGUCGUGGAGCACCCAGCAGGUGUGCCAGUGGCUGAAGGGGUUGAACAUGGAGCAGUACAUCCCAGAGUUCACUGCCAGGGACAUCGACGGGGAGCAGCUCCUCCUGAUGGACGGCACCAAGCUCAAGGGUUUGGGAGUGAACAGUUCGACAGACCGCAGUGCACUGAAAAGGCGGAUCAAAGACAUUCACGCAGCAGCGGAAAAGGAGCGCAAGGCCCUGGACAAACUGGAACGCCAGAAAGAGAAGCAGCGCAAGAAGGAACAGGAGCUACGGAAGCUAAACACAAGCUAGACAUAACCACCAGAUGGCGCUAAAUGACCACAGAAAUACUCCCGACUAGAAUCUGGUGCUGGUGCACCAUCUCCAAUUUUCACAUUAUCAUGAUAGCAUUGAUGCUAAGUGGAGUUUUGUGCAAAAAGUUGGAAUUUGCACAUAGACUUUUGUACUGUACUUCCGGUUUGGAUGUGAGUCUUUGAACCCUGUGAUGGGCGGGACAGUGUGUUGUCUAUCACUGACACAUGAUAAAUAACAGAAUGAAAGCUCCAUGCUCCUCAUGUCAAAGGGCUUUAUUUUAGACCAAGUUCGGAACCCAAAGUGGGCAUGUGAGAGGUGGGUCGCGAGUUAGGAGAAUACAUCUAUAAUCACUCACUAUUUCUUCUUAAUUUGGGAAGUUGGAGGACAAUAUGGGUCACGGCAGGACUGUCAAUUUCUAAUUUGUGUCCCGAGCUGAAAAAGUUUAAGAACCCCUGUUUUAGACUAAUCAGUGGUUGACGCCACAUGAUAGGUCCCGCCCAUAUUGGGGUUCAGACGUCACAUUCGCCCUGGCUAUGAAAAAUGUGUUCUUCUUGGUCAAAUCAGUAAGGUUAUCCACCCUUGUGGAAAAUCAGACUCAUAUUUUGUUACUGGAAAUGAGUAUGUGUUAUAUGUGACUUCUACACACAUUCAAUGCAUUGACAAAGUCAUACUUUUCCCAUAACUUUUGACCAUACACACAUACAUUCUAGCAAAUUACACACUAUCAAAACCAAACCCAUGGCCUGAGUUAUUAUAGAAAUAAUAUAAUUACAGAAAUUAGCAUUUAUUUAUUUUACAAAGAAUAUAAACACCGAAUUCAGCUUUUUUUUUUUUACUCAUAAGCACAAGCCAGUAACACCCAACCACAUUCAUAUUGUAGUAUGCAUCAAUACUCUGUAAGCCACUCUGUCAGUGGACAGGAGUUAAACUUGAAGUAACAUGAAGAUUUGUCCAGGACAUCGUCAAGAUAAGAUGCUGAUGAGACAGAUGUGAUUUUUGAGCAUAUUUGUAUAUACUGUAUGUUUGUGGUGUACGUGCAUGUUUGUGACAUAUGAUAUACUGUCUGUUUAUGUGUGUGUAAGUGUGCAUAUGUGCUAUCUGAGGUCACGACUGUAUGGGGAUGGGACUGGCUCUCCUGAAAGGAGUCUUCUGAGGUGGCCAUUUUAGAAUUAUGGGUGUUGUCAAUCUUCUGUCUCUAGUCCCACGUUGCACCAAUCGUCAUCUUAGAUGUUUUUGGAUCCUGCUGGAACAAGACAAGAAAGGCACAUCGAUCAUCUUUGGAGGAUUCAGGGCCCUGUAUAAGGACUGAUGUUGGACAUGCUAUCGAAACCGUAUCCCCAUUUUACCCCAUUUUCAUACUGAAUUCUUGGACUGGUUUGUUGUCAGAAGAACCAGUGACAUUGACAUUAGCUCCAAGUUUUACACUACAUGGUCCUUAGGACUCGUUUCUUGAUUUCUGUCCUCCCAUGAUGCGGUUGCUUCAUUUAUUUUCAACUCCUGUGUCAAAUGGAAAUAUGUAUUAAAUAUGUUUUAAAAUGCAGAAUGCAUGUCAGGACUCCCAAACCUCUGCUGCUGCUGGUCUCUCAACUCUGGUCUCUCAGUUCAACAUGUGGGCUGGUUCACACUCGGUUUGUACAACUGAUAUGCAACGCAUCUGAAACAUCAGGGGUGUGGCCUUGACGCUAGGGUUUUAACCCUAACCCAACACAAAAUAACAUUUUACUCCAACUCAAAAGAAUAGGUUCAUCCAAUUAAAAAUUGUCAGGAUUUGACUAUAACAAAACAUACACAAAGUAGCACUUGGUUCAUCUGGUUUUACUAUGGCACUUUAUACAUGUCACAUUACAAAGUCAACAUUCUGGGUUUCUUGGUUUACAUAGCACAGUAAAAGAUCAAGAACACAUUGCAUGUUAAAAAGAGAACAGGAUGAGAAUUGGAGGAAAGGAGGAUCUGGAAGCUCCUGUUGAUAGUUUAUCAGUUCUCCACAACGAAACAAGACUUGAAGUUUUUACACACACACACACACACACACACACAUUUUUGAUGCCUCUACUAAAAAUGCCUCUACUAAAAGAUUACCAGUAGCUCAGAGCGACAGAGCCGAUAUAUAGAUUGAGAACAGGUGGAGUUUCACAAAACUUCUCUGAUUGCUUUAGUCAAGUAACAACUGUUAUUUUCUCCCUUAUCUUUCACCAGCGUGAGUCAUUGGUUUUUCUUGUGUAUUACCUUGUAACCUUGAAAUGGCUUUUAACAUUGUUUCUGUAAACACCAAGAUAACAUCAAAGAAACACGUCACAUCUGUGUGUAUUUAUAAUGACGGCUUGAACCCACAAUCACACUUGGAUGAGUCCAUAUCCCACUAAUACCAGUGUCCUCAACUAGAGAGAAACUGAUACAGAACAAUUUAACAAGGACCCUGAUUACCAAGAUAGACCCCCCAACACCCUAUUACCCUAUUACCCACACUGCACCUACAUCUUAAACGUGUCUGAUGUCAGCUAUACAAGGUGCAUUCCUAUGUACACAAAAAGGAGCAUAGCAUGUUUUAGUGCACUUGUGUGUACAUGACAUCCACACAUCCAGAGUCCCAGAACUGAAGUAAUUCACACUACUGUUGAUUAGACACUUAGGGUCAAAGUUCAACAGGUUGCACUGAAGUGCUACGAGAUCGUUCGUUGGCACGGUAGGAUUUGCAUGUACAAUAUUUACAUCUGAGAUUAAAUAACUAAGCUGUCGUGCACUUCCUAAAAACACGUCCAAAUCAUAAAAUAAUUGAUCAAAUAAAGCUUUAUAAAAUAAUACUAUAUUUCACAUUCCAUAUUUCUGUACCAUUACAUCUAUACUACUGUACUAUUGACAGAGUGUGUUGGUUAAUAAUACUAUGUAUGUAUUUCUACUCAUUGUCCAGGUAUAAUGGAAGCAGGUGGAUUGGCUUUUAGAUAACAUUUCAAUAACAUUAUAAUAACAAUGGAUAGGCUUCACUCAGAAUGCAUUGUAUCAACGAGCAGAGGAAAUAGGUGAGGAAGCACUGUAAGUGAGGAAACCUUACAAAACAGUCAUGUUGUCUUUGUGAAGGAAUUGCGUAAGUGAUCUGUAGGAUUUCCUGCAGUAUUCUUAUACACGUUUUUUGACUGUAAGUCGCUUUGGAUAAAAGCGUGUGCUAAAUGGCAUAUAUUAUUAUAUUAAGAGGAAAUUCAAGUACUAGACACUGUGGGCUAAAGAAAGCUACAGAUGACACUCCACAUGGAGCCGCAAGAUGUCUGUAUGUCUGACUGACUGACUGACUGACUGACUGACUGACUGACUGACUGGCUGACUGACUGACUGACUGGCUGACUG
This is a messenger RNA of Coregonus clupeaformis (lake whitefish), 4961 nucleotides long. Its product is annotated as sterile alpha motif domain-containing protein 14-like. Gene Ontology annotation, biological process: actin filament organization; calcium-mediated signaling; neuron projection development. The coding region runs from base 312 to 1619 and encodes 435 amino acids. Gene Ontology annotation, cellular component: actin cytoskeleton; dendrite; cytoplasm. The record is from RefSeq and is a predicted model, not a curated record. The transcript has 10 exons. Lineage: Eukaryota; Metazoa; Chordata; Actinopteri; Salmoniformes; Salmonidae. Gene Ontology annotation, molecular function: actin filament binding.